Gastrolobium bilobum is the source of this 2919-nucleotide messenger RNA. RefSeq lists its product as uncharacterized. The transcript has 11 exons. NCBI's taxonomy places the organism in Eukaryota, Viridiplantae, Streptophyta, Magnoliopsida, Fabales, Fabaceae. The record is from RefSeq and is a predicted model, not a curated record. The coding region runs from base 137 to 2584 and encodes 815 amino acids.
UGAGAUCGAGAGAGCACUCCAACUAAUCGCAAAUUCGCAACUGCAACUUUGGAUCUCCACCUUAUCCCUCUCACACUCUCUUCGCGCCAACGCUCGAUCCUUCAUCAGGCAAUUUUUUUGUUUGUUUGGCGUCGCCAUGAAUUUUUUGAUGCGGUCUACUACGAAUGUGUAUACAGAAAGUUCAUCGAUUCCGCAACCUCGCGUUGACACGCAUCAUAGGUCUGCAUCUGCUGGAUCUUCUCUGGAGACUCUAACGUCUGAUGAUCCAUACCCAUCGUAUGAUGCUAAGAUUGAUCGCAGCAUGGCUGUUCUGAAUUCAAAACUUGACUUGCCAGCUAUGGUUGAUAAGCACGUGGAUGUUUCUGAGGAAGAAGGAUGGAUUACCAUUCCAUGCAAGGAACUUCCUGAAAACUGGAAUCAUGUGCCAGAUAUACAGUCCCUGUGUUCUCUUGAUCGUUCCUUUCUUUUUCCUGGUGAACAAGUUCAUAUCUUGGCAUGCUUGUCUGCAUGUAAGCAGGAUACACAAAUUAUUGCUCCAUCUAAUGCAAUGAUGAGUGAGAAUGGCAUAGGUCACAGACCUGAGAAAGAAAAUGGAAACAUUGAAAACAAAAAAAAUUCAGCUUCUAGAGAAGGGGAACUGAGUACCAGUGGUGAAGAGCAGCCUGCAAAUGUUUCAGAUGGUGAUUCCCUUCUUAGGAUGGAGGUACAGAAGAGGCAAACUGCAUUAUUAUUGCAAAAAUUUGAGAAUUCUAACUUCUUUGUGAGGAUUUCUGAGUCCGAUGAGCCCCUUUGGUCCAAAAGAUGCUCUUCAGAAAAAAUUUCCAACUCUUCUGGGGCAAAUAAUCAAGAGGCCUCAACAAGCAAAAUCAAAGAGACUGCAUUGUCUUCUAUUAGUGCAGAUAUUGAUAGAGGAAAUUUUGAUGCAACUACUACUGGUGGAGUGGCAAGAAAUUCGGUCAAGUGCUGUGCUCUACCUAAUGGAGACAUAGUGGUUCUUUUACAGGUGAAUGUUGGUGUAAAUUUUCUUAGAGAUCCUUGUAUAGAAAUUCUCCAAUUCGAAAAGUGUCCGGACAGAAUGCUGUCUCCUGACAGCCAGGUGGAUGCAGUUAAUACAAACCAGGAUCCAUGUGCAGAACUGUUAAAUUGGAUACUUCCAUUGGAUAACAGGAAGCCUUCUACUCGCCAGCUACCCCCUCAUUUAACUUCAAAUUCAGGAAUUGGUAGCACCUCUCAGUUAUUCUCCUUUGGCAAUGUCAGAAGUUACUCCAUGUCAUCGUUACCCCAAAGUACGAGUGCUCCAGCUGCUCCUGUUAAAGCAGCUAGUUCUAAGCCGAGCUUUGAUCUUGAGGAUUGGGAUCAAAUCUCAUAUCAGAAAACUUUAAGGAAAAAAACUGGGGUGGAAGGACUUUUAUCUUUUCGAGGUGUCUCAUUGGAGCAAGACAGAUUUUCUGUUUGUUGUGGAUUAGAAGGCAUCUAUAUGCCCGGAAGAAGGUGGAGAAGGAAACUUGAAAUAAUACAACCUGUAGAGAUCCAUUCUUUUGCUGCUGAUUUCAAUUCAGAGGAUCUUCUGUGUGUCCAGAUAAAGAAUGUUGCUCCUGCACAUGCUCCAGAUAUUGUGAUGUUUAUAGAUGCCAUAACCCUCGUUUUCGUGGAGGAUACAAAACAUGGAACAUUGUCAUCAGUGCCGAUUUCAUGUAUUGAAGCUGGAAAUGAUCAUUGUCUACCAAAUCUAGCCCUCAGGAGAGGUGAAGAGCAUUCUUUUAUCCUUAAACCAGCAACUUCUACAGGGAAGAGUCUCAAUGUUCAGGAUGACAGAAGUUCCCGAUUGUCAAAGUUGCAAUUUGGAGAUAAAACAUCAAAAUUAAUUCUUGACAGAAGGAAGAUUGCUUUAAUUAAUGAUCAGUAUGCAAUUAUGGUGUCAUGUCGAAGCAAUUUUACGUCAUCAAGGUUGUUCUUUAAGCAACCAACCAGUUGGCGACCACGUACCUUGAGGGAUAUUAUGAUCUCUGUUGCAUCAGAGAUGUCAGGACAGUCUGCUGGGCCUUAUGAAAAAACUAGCCGACUUCCUGUGCAGAUCUUAACUCUUCAAGCUUCAAAUUUGACAUCCGAGGAUCUAACUUUCACAGUGCUUGCUCCAGCCUCAUUUACUUCACCCCCUUCUGUGGUCUCCCUGAAUUCACCGACGACUCCAGUGAGUCCUUUUAUUGGUUUCGCAGAGUUUCUAGGAAGAGGAAACAGUGAAAGAGGUAUUGGUGCCACACGGGGACAGAGCAUCACUUCUAUUGUAAAAGGAAAUGAGAAACAAAGUUAUGAUGGCGAAGUUCAGGCAGUUUCUACGAGUGAUGAUGCCAUUCCUAGUUCUGGUCUUAGUUGUACACAUCUAUGGCUGCAGAGUAGAGUUCCGCUUGGGCGUAUUCCAGCUCGAUCCAUAGCCACAAUUAAGCUUGAACUACUACCAUUGACUGAUGGCAUAAUUAUGCUGGACUCUUUGCAAAUUGAUGUCAAGGAAAAAGGUGUUACCUAUAUCCCUGAGUGCUCACUAAAGAUAAAUGCUACUUCCAGCAUUUCCAAUGGGAUUAUUUAGAAUGGACCUAUAGCUGGUUGCAUUUCCUUCUGCGUUUUCUCUGGGGCAGUAGAAACAAAAAUGGAUGAUAUGCUUGCCUAAAUUUUAGAAUUGCUCUCGCCACUUACUAUCAAUGGCACAAAGGUAGAUAUCAUCCGUUAGUCACUUAGUUUGGAACUAUGGUGGAGUUGGCAUGUCAAUUUGUCCUAAUAUAGUUUCACUUUUGCAUUUUAAACCACGAGCUUAAACAGAUGAUUGUUACAUACCCCUUUAAGGGGAACAAUGUAAUCUUUAUAGAUAAAACUUUUUUCUAGUGAAGAUGUACGUAUCUGACUCUUCAGAGUGAAAACAAGGAU